Molecule: messenger RNA, 862 nt
Organism: Acomys russatus (golden spiny mouse)
Lineage: Eukaryota; Metazoa; Chordata; Mammalia; Rodentia; Muridae
Gene: Znf428
Product: zinc finger protein 428
Exons: 3
Coding region: 231-809 (192 amino acids)
Source: RefSeq, a predicted model, not a curated record
CCCGCUCGCCCUAGCCUCCCUAAAACGCAGGCGCAGUGCCCGGGCGUGCAUCCGCUACGGCCGCCGCCGAGCCCGUGCCCAGGGGCCGCCGGCGUCGCACCCCUCUCUAUCUGCCAACAUCCUGUGUUACAAGAGCCUGUGGCUGGAGGUGUGACCGUGGGAGAGCUGGCCAGGGAGGGCCCCUGCCCAGUCGCUGCCCUGUUCCUGUCUCCUGUCCCCCUUCCCUGGCCAUGACAGAGACCCGUGAGCCUGCUGAGACUGGAGGCUACGCAAGCCUGGAGGAGGACGAGGAGGACCUUUCCCCAGGCCCAGAGCAUUCUUCUGACUCUGAAUACACUCUUUCAGAGCCUGACUCUGAGGAGGAGGAGGAGGAAGAGGAGGAGGAAGAAGAGGAGACCACCGAUGACCCCGAAUAUGACCCCGGCUACAAGGUGAAACAGCGCAUAGGUGGGGGCAGGGGAGGCCCCUCCCGCCGGGCCCCCCGAGCGGCCCAGCCUGCUGGCCCACCCGCACAGCCCUGUCAGCUCUGUGGCCGAUCACCGCUGGGGGAGGCCCCACCGGGUACCCCACCUUGUCGACUCUGCUGCCCUGCAACAGCAACCCAAGAAGCCCCAGCCCCUGAAGGCAGGGCUCUUGGGGAGGAAGAAGAGGAACCUUCUCGCACUGGGGAGAGCCAGCCAGCAGGGCGCGAUGACGAAGAGGAGGAGGAGGAGGGGGGCACCUACCACUGUACAGAGUGUGAGGACUCCUUUGACAACCUUGGGGAGCUGCAUGGCCACUUCAUGCUGCAUGCCCGGGGCGAGGUGUAGGUAGGGCCACUAAGGGAGCUGGUAAGAGGGGUAGGUGGGGGCAGGGGGCUGAG